GAUCCCAUUAACUCUGGGCUGGACAUCCAUAAAUCAUCUGCCCUGUAAUGGCUCUGUGUGUGUGUGUGUGUGUGGGGAUGGGAACAGAAUCAGGGCGGGCAAUAUAGAAACUGUCCUUCAUGGCGUCAGUGGUAGCCUGGGUCAAAUCAGAGGAAACCAAAGCAUUUGGAUCACCAGCGCACAUCAACACACACACACACACACCGUAUAUGCCCUACCCACUGGAGGCAGGCAUUGGCCAGAUGAUGUGAUGCAGGGUGUGGAUGACCUUGUGUUGUGGUGGUGUGCGACCUUGUGUUGUGGUGUGUGUGACCUUGUGUGUGAGCGCAUCUGUUGGUGUGGUCUCUCGCAGGUGCACCAGUACUACAGCUCCCUGCCAGAGGAUAAGGUGCCCUACGUGAACAGCCCCGGAGAGAAGUACCGCAUCAAGCAGCUGCUGACCAGCUACCCCCCACACGACAAUGAGGCGCGCUACUGCAACUCCCUGGACGACGAGGAAAAGCGCGAGCUCAAGCUCUUCAGCGGCCAGCGCAAGCGCGAGAAUCUGGGUCGCGGAAACGUGAGACCCUUCCCUGUGACAAUGACUGGGGCCAUCUGUGAGCAGUGCGGUGGGCAGAUAACCGGUGGUGACAUUGCGGUGUUUGCGUCGCGGGCAGGACACGGCGUGUGCUGGCACCCGCGCUGCUUCGUGUGCAGCAUGUGCGACGAGCUGCUGGUGGACCUCAUCUACUUCCACCAGGACGGCAAGAUCUACUGCGGCCGCCACCACGCAGAGAGACUCAAGCCCCGAUGCUCUGCCUGCGACGAGAUCAUUUUCGCGGACGAGUGCACGGAGGCGGAGGGUCGCCACUGGCACAUGAAGCACUUCUGCUGCUUCGAGUGCGAGACGGUGCUGGGCGGACAGCGCUACAUCAUGAAGGAGGGUCGCCCUUACUGCUGCGGCUGCUUCGAGUCCCUCUACGCCGAGUACUGCGACUCCUGCGGGGAGCACAUCGGUAUUGACCAGGGCCAGAUGACCUAUGAUGGUCAGCACUGGCACGCCACUGAGGCGUGUUUCUGCUGCGCCCGCUGUAAGAAGUCCCUCCUGGGCCGGCCCUUCCUGCCAAAGCAGGGUCAGAUCUUCUGCUCUCGGGCCUGCAGCGUGGGCGAGGACCCCAACGGCUCCGACUCCUCCGACUCGGCCUUCCAGAGCGCCCGCUCACGGGAGUCCCGUCGCUGUGCCAAGGCAGGCAAGAACGGGAACGUCCACGCGACCAACGGACAUGCCAACGGCGUAGGACAGGACCAGCAGGGGCGCUUCUCGGCAGACGUGGACCCGCUGUCCCUGCAGAUGGACCUGCUGAGCCUGUCCAGCCAGACGCCCAGUCUGACGCGGGAGCCACCCAGCUGGAAGGGUCAUGGUGAGGCGUACCCGUACGAGAGCCGCGCCAACACCACCCCCAGCCCCCUGCAGCUGCUUAGCCAGUGCAACAUCAGGACGAGCUACAACCCCACGCCCACCUCAGGAAAAGCUGGUGAACAGCGGGCAAAGGACCCUGGCCACCUGAACAAGAGACCCCCCAUAUCGGCCCUCAAAGGGCACUCCUUCAACGAGAACUGGUACAGCGGACCAGACGACUACUCCCCGCCAAAGUUGAAAACGCAGUCCAGCUUCAACGAUGUGUCCCAUAAUGGCUUCUCAGAGAAGCGCUCGGUCAGCCUACACGUGUUCCAGAGGGACCGGGACCUGGACACUCAGGGAGGACGGAGCAGGAACCCGAUCAGUGCACUUAGUUUUACCGAGCAACUCACACCUCUUGAGCAAACUCCAAGAGGCUCCAUGGAGUCAUUAGCCUUGUCUAAUGCCACAGGGACAUCAGCCGAUGGAGGUGGCAAGCGUCAGGAGCAACUGUCUCGCUUCUCCAUGCCUGACCUCAGCAAAGACUCAGGCAUGAACGUGUCGGAGAAGAGCAACAUGGGCACGCUCAACUCCUCGGUACAGUUUCGCAGCUCCGAGUCGCUGCGCAGCCUGACCUCGGUGCAGCCCUACAUGGAGAUGGACGUCCCCGUGGCGGUCAAGUACCCGCUGCAGUACCACCACCAGCCCUCGGUCGUGAGCGCCCUGCCGCCCGGCUUCGCCUACCAGGAAGAGGACCGGCUAAGUUUGGUGAGCAAUGCCAACAGCGCCCGUUUGCCCGCCAUGAGUGACCGGGAGCGCGGAAUACGAGGGGGACGAGGUAACGGCCCAGUGGAGGAGCCAAGACGCCGGCACCACCAUCACCACCGGCGAUCCAGGCGCUCACGGCGCUCCCGCUCGGAGAACGCCCUCAACCUGGCCGCCGAUCGCCGGGUGCCUGCACACGAACGGCCACAGCGGCGCGUGUGCGAGGACUAUGACCGCUUCCCCCCACCGCGAGGCCAGCAGGACGCCCUGGGCGGCAGAGGAGGAGGAGGAGGAGGGGGCAGCCAUUUCCGGCAGCAGCCCUUCCGGCAGUGCCCUCGGACCACCUCGGACCUGACGCUCCAGAACGCGGCUGCGCUGCGGCCGAGGGGCCUGCGCCUUGGCUGGGACGACUACGAGGACUACGCCGACGAGGACGACUGGUGCUCCACGUGCUCCUCCUCGUCCGAGUCGGACGACGAGGGCUUCUUCCUGGGCGAGCCCAUCCCGCGGCCCAUGCAGCUGCGCUACAUGACCAGCGAGGAGCUCCUACAGAAGUACAGCUCCGGAGGACUGGCUGGCCCUGGACAGAUCGGCAGCCGAGGGCAGCUGCACACGCGCAAGCGCAGGAAAAGCAAGAACUGCAUCAUCUCCUAACUGAAGCCACGCAGGGUAGUGACCAGGUCACACUCGUUGUAGCUUAUCCAUCUACCCCUGAAAAGAAGAAAAUAAAACACUUGCACAAAAGCAUUUUCAACUCUGUUUAAAAAAGAGACACCACUCAAAAACACGUUUUAAGUAUUGUGAGAUAACAGUGAGUGAGUCACAGUAGGUUAAUCCGUCGACAUCACAAAUGUUUUGCAUGUUUGCUUUUUUCUUCUGUUUCUGGUUUGAUAUUACAAUGUCAUUACUGAGUAUUAUAUUUCAAACAGCUUCUACUGCAUUUUGAAGGUCUGCUAUGCCAUCAUAUUGUACUUAUCAAAAGCCAAUGUGCAAUGGUUCUAAAUGUCUUUUAUCCGCCUUCGUAACAGUCCUGUAUGGUUCAGCUUAUUCCUGCAAUGUGGAUUUCUUAAGUAUCAUUUUAGGCUAUUAUAAGGUGUAUAUAAAUGAAUUAAUGAAUUCACUAAGUUAAGGAUGUAAUGUAAAUACAUUGUAAAUGAUGUACCACAAAUUUUAUAUUUUGUAUUGAUAGAAUUGUUUAUGUAUUAUAUAUAAUGUAGAAAUAGAAAAGCAUGCACAUUAAUUUGCUGAUUUUUGUCCUGCGUU
Messenger RNA from Alosa sapidissima (American shad), 3406 nucleotides. It is a transcript of the gene prickle2b, whose product is annotated as prickle homolog 2b. The record is from RefSeq and is a predicted model, not a curated record. Gene Ontology annotation, molecular function: zinc ion binding. NCBI's taxonomy places the organism in Eukaryota, Metazoa, Chordata, Actinopteri, Clupeiformes, Clupeidae.